AUGGGCUUCGGGGCUGCACUCAGCCUCCCGGCCCACUCAGAUCCUCUGGCAGCCUCGGGAGCUCGCCCACUUCACUUGUCCUCUGCCUUUGCUGCCACUGCGGCAGGUGCACACCCCACCACGUCCCUGCUUCCCUCUCCAGCUCUUUUCGCAGGUGGUCCUCAUUCUCCUCUCCGUCUGUCGUUUCUUGAGUGUCAGAACUGGAACCACAGCAUCCCCAAGAUGAAAUCCAUGCUGGGUUUUGCGACCACGGUGCUGGCCCAGGCGCCAGUGAGGAUAAGGACGGGCAGCGACCCACGCUCCUGGGUCUUCAUUUCUAAGAGUUGGGAAUUCCACUUUCUCACCUCCUCACCUGGAUCUAAAUCCCCCGAGGCGAGGCCUUCAACAUGUGAGAAGCAGAAACCAAUACGGAUCAACAUUCCCUACGGAUAUUCCAUAAGACUGAUUCAUAUUCAUAUUCCUGUAUUUCCUCAGUCACUCCAAUAUUGCCUGGGAACUUCUGGUAACAGCAAACUGAGGCCCCAUAUGAAAAAAACAGGAAAAGGUUUUGUCACAAUGGAAAAUACAUGCAGAGUAAAAGCCUCAGCAUCACCCAAAGGAGAUGACACAGCAGGAGAGAGAAGGAGGAAGAGAAGAACCAGCUUUACAAGAUCUCUGGAUCAUGUUUCCAUGCCAACUGACGCCAGGAAGAAGCGGUCCAUGAUAUUCCCCAACUUUGGAAUUUUCUGUCAAGCUCUAUUUCAUGCCAACAAAGGAAAAAAAAAAGUUACUCAACACCCAGAAGGCAGAAAAGCGACCUCUCUCUCUCCAUCUGCAGAAGCCAAGCAAGCGUGUGGGCCUCCGUAUGCAUCCUUUCUUUUACUCACUUUCUAAAUGCUGUAAAGGCUACCAUCUAUCAGGUGGUCACAAACCAUCUCUAAAGUCAAUCUGAGGUCAACCCACUCGACUUGUGAGGAUCCACCUAUACUGCCUCUGCACCUGUAAUAUGACUAAGGAGACGGUGGCUGCACACGUAGUUAACACCAAUUGUACUGUGACUCCGCCUUUCCGCAGCAGCUCUCCGGCUCUUUAGAGUCCUUUUGAGCCAAGCUGGACGUGAGGCAUAAAGGAGCUCUUUGCAAACGCCAGGGGGAAUUUCUUCAGGGUUAAGUUCACUUUCAAUCGGCUUCAUUCUAAGAGAAAUAUGUGGAGCAAACGGGAACUUUUUUUCUCAUCUUUUGCAUUUCAAGCAAAAUCUAAUAAAAUUAGAUGUUUCCACCGUCAGGCUCAGUCUCAAAGAUGCCAGCAGAUCCCGCUUCUAACUUUUAACACAGGCACGCAUGAAAUCGUGAAAUCCCUGCAGCUCCCUCAGAAGCUACAGUAUCAGCAGUUCCUGAAGUGCAAACCAAAACCCAACAUCACGUACUCCUCCAAAGAGCUCAGCCUGUCUGUUGAGCGAUGGAAAUAGCGGCAAGGUGCUCUGGAAGCCAUG
Molecule: messenger RNA, 1471 nt
Organism: Nomascus leucogenys (northern white-cheeked gibbon)
Lineage: Eukaryota; Metazoa; Chordata; Mammalia; Primates; Hylobatidae
Exons: 5
Coding region: 1-873 (290 amino acids)
Source: RefSeq, a predicted model, not a curated record